AACAUAUUUUUUUCCAUAAAAUGCCACUAAAAAUUGAAAUAUAAAAUAAGUAUAUAUCAAUCACAAAAAUUUAUUUCUAAUUUUUAUUUAAUAAAUUUUAAACUUUAAACUUUAUAAAUUCAAAUUAAAUGCUAUAAUUAAAAAAAAUAUCUACCCUAUUUGUAUAAAAAAAACAAAAAAUAUCCUCACAAAAUAAAAGAUAAUUUCCUAUCAACUUCCAUCUUCAAAUUCCUUCUUGUAUCAUCUUUUAUUUUGAGGUCAUCGUCAGUUUCUUUAAAAGUUUCCAUUUUUGGAUAAUGACAUCUCAAUUUUGCACUUUCGAAAAUCAGCUUAUAUCGAAACCGCUGAUAAUUUCCUUAAACUCAUCUGAUUCAUUCACAGGUGAUCAACUCAAUAAGGGUCUUUUUAAUUACUUUAAUGGCUAUGAUUAUGAGCCAGUCUCCUCUACUUUGGAUAAUAGCAAGAAUAAUAGAGUGGAAGACACGUCGAAGUUGGUCGAUGUUCAUUUCGCCAAUCACGCCACAGCAAACUAUUAUAACAUAGAAGAAGAUAAAAUCAAAACCAAUAACCAUUCAAACUGGAGCAAAAAUACUUUUCAUCAUGUCAAUGACAAAAACAAAAAGUUAAAUAAUAUUGCAAGACCCUCGUUUGCUAGCAAUAAUGCGAAUAAUCAUGCUGUCACAGCUAGUAUCAGUAGUAGCAAGGAAACUAGAAUUCGCAGACCAAUGAAUGCUUUUAUGGUAUGGGCUAAGACUGAGCGACGAGUAUUGGCCGAUGCGAAUCCCGACUUGCACAAUGCCGAUCUCAGCAAAAUCUUGGGAAAAUCUUGGAAGUCAUUGACAACAUGCGAUAAAAAACCAUUCGUCGACGAAGCCGAAAGAUUGAGACAAUUACAUAUGGUGAUGCAUCCAGAUUACAAAUAUAGACCGAGAAGGCGUAAACCUCUGAAUGGCGUGGUACAUACUUCUAAUUCAACAAACCAAAAAUGUUCAACGCCUCUUAGCAUUCCUUCAAAAUUUAUUGGAUCAGCAUCUUCUUCUUUCGCUAAAAAUAGGAUCAAAAAUUUACAUUUACGCAACAACUUAUGCAAUAAUUCGGAUUCGGGGAAUCAAAACAAAUCCUUUAAGCCCAAUAAGCUAAAAGGUAAUAAUAAUAAUCACAUAGGAAACGAUCUUUAUAAAGUUGAUAAUCAUUUUGAUAACUAUCCUGCGUAUCACCAUUCAUUACUUGUCAAUUCGUCAUUCGAUAUGAACUCCUAUUAUAAUUUAGGAAAACCAACUAUGACUUUACCAAAAUUGAAAGUUCACAAAAAGCAGAAUUACUUAGAAACAUCAUAUUAUAACAGCUCAUCUAUCCCUAUAACCAAAAAUGAUCAAAAUUUCAGCAAUAAUUUACGUGAUUACAUGGAAAUUUAUUCUUCUGGUCAUUGCACUAACAAAAAUCUAAUAAAAAAUUCACCCUAUAAUUCUAAUAAUAUCUUGUAUCAUGAUACUAUACACCAACAAAACUUUUACCAGGAAAGCUCUAAAUCACUAAUUGAAAAUCAAUUUUGCUCAGGUGCCAACGCCAAAUUUUUGUCACAAGAUUAUUCAAAUUUUUCCAAAUACAAUAAUAAAAACUACGAUUAUAGUUUAGGUAAUAAGAUUAAUUUAGCAGAUUCAAUCUUAUGCAACAUUCUAACCACCUCAAGUCAUUAUUACAACGAAGAAUGUUCGGUGUGUUCCAGGGAAACUGAUAAUAUUAAUAGGUUCUCUUCUUUAGACACACAAACAGAAUGCGAUGCUAAAAUAUCUCCUUACGAAAUUACUAACAACCUAAGAGUUCCCAUAUAUCCUUUAAAUAACCUCAACUCAAAGUUUGGAUCACCUCUCCCUGCUAUUGACACUAUCGUGGAAACUUCAGCAAUUCAAAUCAAACAAGAAUACAAAGACGACUACUCACCCACAUCUUACCCUUCUUCGAAUAAUGUCAAAAUCAUUACGAAUAGUGACAAUAGAUUUAUAGCAGAUGACUGUAAUUCGGGUUCUACUGAAAAUAAUUCUUUUAAUUCUAACGAUCAAGAUUUUAUCUACGAAAAUUUGAAUCUCAAAUUUAUUCGUGACUCUCAAAUAUCUGCACGGAAAAUAAAAAUUGAGAAUUAUCAAUGCGUUUACGAAUCCGCUCCGAUGCCUUUUUAUCAUGAUUCCAGCAUUACUGAUGUAUUUUGUGAAGAAGUAGAUCCACUAAAAGAAUCAAGCGAAAUAUUGACCAAGUCCUUCGAUUUGAUGUAUAAUGUUUGAGGGGGAAAAAAAUAUAAUAAUCUAAAAAUGAUUUACCACAAGUUAUCGAUUAUAAUUUAUGAUUAUUUAAAAUUGACUAAUUCAAAUAUGCAAUCUAAGUAUAUCAUUCUUUUUCAAUCAAAUUUUAAAAACUUUAAUAUUUGCAAUCAAUAAAUUAACAAUCAUUUUUUUAAAAAAAAUAAUAUUAUACAUAUUUUUAAAGGCCUUAUAUAUAUAUUUUUUAUAUACUUCCUAAUUUUAUGAUUAACAUGGAUGUUCUGAUAUUCCAUAUUAUUUUUAUAAUUUCGAUUAGAUAAUUGAGUCCUUUAUUUAUUUAUGUUUUAUAUUACAUUUUGCAACCAUUUAAAACCGCUCAAAUAUUAUAUUUAAUUUUUUUUAAAAAUUUUUAAUUUAUAAAUUUAUGAAGCAUUCCAAAAUUUUUUUAAAACUUAAAAUUACAACAAUCCUAUAUCACCAAAAUGUAUUUCCCAUUAUAAAACAAUUAU
Gordionus sp. m RMFG-2023 is the source of this 2764-nucleotide messenger RNA. RefSeq names its product GATA zinc finger domain-containing protein 14-like. The coding region runs from base 297 to 2279 and encodes 660 amino acids. NCBI's taxonomy places the organism in Eukaryota, Metazoa, Nematomorpha, Gordioida, Chordodea, Parachordodidae. The record is from RefSeq and is a predicted model, not a curated record. Gene Ontology annotation, biological process: vasculogenesis; angiogenesis; positive regulation of transcription by RNA polymerase II. The transcript is spliced from 2 exons. Gene Ontology annotation, molecular function: DNA-binding transcription activator activity, RNA polymerase II-specific; RNA polymerase II cis-regulatory region sequence-specific DNA binding.